AUGCCCAUGGCCUACCUGCUCUCGACGGCUGCGGCCGGCCUCGGCCUCCUCGCCAGCGCCUUCGCGGCCCCUGCAACGACUGGAUCGAUCGCCUUGGCCAGCGGCAAGAGCCUCUUCACCUUUGACUACGUUACGCCGCAGGCGCACGCGAAGAACUGGAUCGGCAUCUACAACAUAUACUCCGGCGGGCCCGAGAAGGAAAAGUUCGUUUCGCCAUCGAUAACGUGGGAGUACGCGCCCGCGACCGAGGGCGGCGUCCACAUCCCGGCUGCCAAGCUGCAGCCGGGGUCCUACAAGGCCUAUUUCCUUGCCGAGGACGGCUACAGGUGGCUCGCCCGUCCGGUGUCCUUUGUCGUCGCCGGUAAGGGGGCCCUCGCCUUUACCGUUGAUCAGUUUACCACCCGCAACGGCCGUGUCGGCGACGGCUUUCGGGCGAGCAUCUCCGGCCUGCUGGCGAACCCGCCCGACGCCAAGACGAGCUUCUCCAAGGUGUCAGGCCCCGCUUGGGUCCGCGUUUCGGCCGACGGCACCUUGUCCGGCAUUCCUGACGCUGCCGGCACCUCCCGCGUGACGGUCCGGGCGACAGCCACCGACGGCUCUCAGGCGUCCCUCGAGGCAACCAUCCCCGUGCGCAAGUAUGGGACGCCUCUCGUCGACCGCCUUGGGGCUCUCUCCUUUAACCUCUGGCACGGAGGCACGCAGGUCAGUGACUACCACCGUAAGCAGGUCCAGUUCAUCGUCUCCACCGGUGUCGACGUUGUCGGCUUUCAGGAGAGCACCGGUGGCCACGCCAUCCGUCUCGCUCAGGCCCUUGGCUGGGAUGUCUACCAGGGCAAUGACGUCGGCAUCAUCAGUCGCUAUCCCAUCGUCCAAGUAUAUCCUGACAUGUGGGUGGCCGGCGCCGUCCGCAUCUCCCUCGACGGCGAAAACCGGCAGGUGAUUGUGUGGAACGUCCAUCUCGGCUACACGCCGUACGGACCAUACGAUUUUUGCUUUGACAAGAUGAGCUGGGAGCGUGUGCUCCGACGCGAAACCGAGUCCGGUCGGACGCCCCAGAUACGCGAUGUCCUUGGUCGGAUGAAGACCCAGCUGUCCAACACGAGCCGCGUUCCCAUCAUCCUCCUUGGCGACUUCAACGCGCCCUCCCAUCUUGACUGGACCGACGACACGCGAGGCCAGCACUGCGGCGUAGGCUUGACUCCCUGGCCGACUUCUAUUGAGCCCUUCAAGCUUGGUCUCGUCGACUCGUUCCGUGAGAUCCACCCGGACCCGGCAAGGGUGCCGGGUAACACCUGGUCGCCUGUUUACCUCGAUAACGCAGGUCGUCGGGAGCCGCUCGAUCGUAUCGACUUCAUCUACCACAAGGGCUUGACCGUUGUCGACUCGCAGGUCCUCGUCGUGGGGAAGCCUGCGCCACAGCCAAACCAUCGACACAACGAAUGGACAACAGACCACGCCGCUGUCAAGUCGGUCUUUCAGUUGGGGAAAGAGUAG
Messenger RNA from Drechmeria coniospora, 1494 nucleotides. RefSeq names its product exonuclease III. Bases 1 to 1494 code for a protein of 497 amino acids. Gene Ontology annotation, cellular component: membrane. Gene Ontology annotation, molecular function: calcium ion binding; catalytic activity. The record is from RefSeq and is a predicted model, not a curated record. The transcript has a single exon. NCBI's taxonomy places the organism in Eukaryota, Fungi, Ascomycota, Sordariomycetes, Hypocreales, Ophiocordycipitaceae.